Molecule: messenger RNA, 1762 nt
Organism: Oncorhynchus nerka (sockeye salmon)
Lineage: Eukaryota; Metazoa; Chordata; Actinopteri; Salmoniformes; Salmonidae
Product: akirin-2-like
Exons: 5
Coding region: 337-879 (180 amino acids)
Biological process (GO): positive regulation of transcription by RNA polymerase II; positive regulation of innate immune response
Cellular component (GO): chromatin; nucleus
Molecular function (GO): transcription coregulator activity
Source: RefSeq, a predicted model, not a curated record
GUUGGUUGUCAUCAAGGAAAGAAUUUGUCAACGACAUUGGCAGAAGGAAAUACGUGUCCGAAUCUACUAUCAUCUGGUUGUAUAUAAUAAUUCAUAUAAAAGGAUUGACUAAAUUAAUUCAAACUAACACUCGGCCAUUACAGGGUCUGCGAUUUGGAUGAUAUUAAGACUCACAUAGGCGAAACAACUACGCCAUUUGUUUCUAAUCUGAAUUUUCCUUGAGGUAACGUUAGUCGGAGAAGAACGGCCCAGUCACAGGAACUCUGAUUGUUGUGCCCUCUGAUAGCGAAAACCACAGCUUUCUCGUUUUUAUAGCGAGAAGAUAUUGUGAACGGAAUGGCUUGUGGGGCUACUUUGAAAAGGACUAUGGAUUUCGAUCCAUUGAUUAACCAGGCGUCCCCCAAAAGGAGGAGAUGCGCCCCAAUGUCUCCAGCCGCGUACACCUCAUCACCCCAGAAAUAUCUGCGUAUGGAGCCCUCGCCAUUUGGAGAAGUGUCAUCCAGACUCACAACCGAGCAAAUCCUGCACAAUAUCAAACAAGAGUACAAACGGAUGCAUAAGCGAAGGCAACUGGAGAACAGCAUUCAGCAGACAGAGGUCUGUUGUCCCCUGGAGUCACAAUCGCAUAGCUCCAUCCUUAGUGGAUCCAGUCUGCCAGGUACUAUCUCCCCAUCUAGAAAAGAGCAGCCUCUGUUUACCUUGAGACAGGUUGGGAUGAUAUGUGAACGACUGCUUAAAGAACGAGAGGAGAAGAUAAGGGAAGAGUAUGAUGAGAUAUUGACAACAAAACUAGCAGAGCAAUAUGAUGCUUUCGUUAAGUUCACUCACGAUCAGCUAAUGCGGCGAUUUGGAGAGCAACCUGCUAGCUAUGUUUCCUGAGUGAAACCCGAUGUUUGAUGGAAUACCAGUUUCCCCAUUUUAUUAAUCGCUGAAAACUCCUCAGCUGAUUCUCUGCCAACGGUAUUCUCCAGGGACUCAGUGGGUCUAGUUGAACUCGUAGCAGUGCCAUAUCUCCCCUGUGGGCACAGGCUGCCUCAAACUUCUGUCAGUGGCAACUACGUUCUCUUCGUCUGGAAUUUGGUAUGUGUCCCAAAUGGCACCCAAUUUCCUAUAUAGUGCACUACUAUUGAUUAGUGCCCAUAUGGCUUGUCAAAAUUAGUGCACUAUAUAGAGGGAAUAGGGUGCCAUUUUGGAUGAAGCAUUGGCCUGCCCCCUGGCAACGCAUAUCUGGACCUCUGCUACCUAUUACUCUACCAGUGGCCUGUUUUCAUUGCUGUAUUGAUAUUUAUUCAGGGUUUUUUCUGAUGCCUUUUUUGUUAGUGACCUGCCAUUCCCAACUCUGCUAGGCUUGUCGCAGAUGUUUGUGCUCUUGCCAACUAGAUUGCUGUCCUUGUCAAGCCCAGACAAUGAAUAAUAAGUUGGCAUUAUAGCCCAAACAGACUGGCACAGGCUAUGACUCUUCUGCCAGUUUUUGUUCCAUAAAUGUGUUUGUUGCAAAGAUCCCACAUUUUUUAGCAAAUCAACAUGCAUCUUUGCAGGGGUGGUGGUCACUACAAAAUAGUGGAUAAACUAAAGAAGCUUCUGGCCUAGACUCCAGAAGAGGACAUCCUGGCCUUUUAUCAGUUGUGGUUAGAUUGUACUGGUGAAUGACGAUGUACAUUAUGUAGUUUUGCUUGACUUUUGUUCGCUAUGUAGAUUAAUGGACUUGGGUUGGGAAAAGCUAAAUAAUAAAAGCUAUACAUUAAAGGGUGUUCUGAUUUGA